AUGGAAGAAGACGACUUUGAAUUAAUUAAUAAAUGUAAUGAGGUAUGUGCCGAUAUAUUAUCUGAGUUUGAAAAUGAUGAAGAAUGUAACAGCGACGAUACAGAUUUAGCAGAAAGUAGCAGAAAAAGAAAUGUUUUGCCAAUUAUAAGUGAAUCUGAAAGCAGCGAUUCAGAAGACACGAUAUUGGAAAACGAACAGAACUGUUCAACAUCAAAUUGGUCCCAAAUCGAUAACGAUAUUACAGUAAACCCAUUUUUGGGAAAUUCUGGGGUUAAAGUGUUCCCAAGAAAUGCAGAAAAUAUUUCAGACGUGGUGGAUUUGUUUAUAGAUGAUGAUUUUUUUCAAUUAUUAGUAACAGAGACAAAUAGAUAUUAUAUGCAAAACAUGCAUAAAUAUAAACGUGUAAAAAGCACAAAGCAGUGGCGAGAUACCACGAUAACAGAAAUCAAGAAAUUUUUAGCUUUGAAUAUAUUGAUGGGACAAGUAAAAAAAAAUAAUGUUAACGAUUAUUGGACUACUGAUCCGUACAUGGAAACACCAAUUUUUGGUAAAAUCAUGACUAGAAAUAGAUUCAGGCAAAUACUACAAUCACUACAUUUUUGCGAUAAUAGUGCAAUCCCUGAUGACGCAAGUCGACUUGUUAAAGUAGAAUCAAUAAUGCAAUACUUUAUAGAGAAGUUUGAUAAAGUCUAUAAACCAAAACAAAAUCUAUCGUUGGAUGAAGCCAUGAUUCCUUGCAGAGGUAGAGUAAGUUUCCGAGUGUACAACCCAGGAAAGAUUACAAAGUAUGGGUUAUUAGUGAGAAUGUUGUGUGAAUCCGACACUGGAUAUAUAUGCAAAUUUAAAUUAUAUAGUGGCAAUGGAGAAACAUUGCAAAACCUGGUCGUAAACCUUUUAGAUGGUUAUGGAAAUAUUUGGCACCAUGUUUACAUGGACAAUUACUACAACAGUGUUCAGUUAGCACAGAAGUUACUCUACAAAAAGAUAAGAAUUUGUGGAACUAUAAGAGAGAACCGCGGGCUACCACACGAUCUAAAAAAAAUUACUUUAAAACAAGGACAACACAACUUCCGUAGAAAAGGUGAAAUUCUAAUACAUAUUUGGAAAGAUAAAAGAGUUGUAAGAAUGAUUUCAACAAUACACCAGGCUCGAAUGAUACAAACCCAGAAAAUAAAUCGAAAAACUGGCGAUCUGAUACAAAAACCAGAAACAAUUUUGGAAUAUAAUAAGUACAUGAAGGGAGUUGAUAUAGCAGACCAAUACCUUGCUUAUAAUCCUAUUAUAAGAAAAACUGUGAAAUGGACAAAGAAGGCUUUUAUGUUCAUAUUAAAUACUGCACUGUUCAAUUCAUUUGUUGUCUUCAAGGUUCUGAAUCCAGGAAAAAAAAUAAAAUUUUCAUCUUUUUUGAAAAAUAUUGCGCAAAACUGGAUUGAAAAAGGAUAUGUUCAUUCAGAGAGUCCAGGAAAUGUAUCCAAGAGAGUUUCUCGCGAAGAUGCACCAAUGAGACUUUCUGCAGACAUGAGACAACAUAAAAUUGUGAAAAUUACUAGUUCAGGAGGUAGGGCAAGGCGGCGCUCGACGCCCCUCCGCGACCUCACUCACGCCCCGAGGUCGGAAUUUUCGAUUUCCGAUUUUGGGAAAGUGAAAAACGCGGUCCUUUUUUUUGAUCCCCCCUUGUCGCCCCCCGUUUGGGAGGAGAUCGGGGAGGAGGGUAUCGUAAGAAAGGCCGUUCCUUCGACCACCUCCCGUAUCGAUCCGAACCCGGCCGGACCUAACGCGACCUUAAUCGACGCGUUCAACGACAACAUUGAAAAAGGUCAUAUUUUUGAGUUUUUGAGAAUUGUGUGGAAGUUGAAUGUGCAGGGUAAUCGACUGAAAUAUAAAGAUUUGGAAAAUAUAGUCAUACGUUGCAGUAGUAGUGAAAUAAUUUUAUGA
Messenger RNA from Cylas formicarius (sweet potato weevil), 1935 nucleotides. RefSeq names its product piggyBac transposable element-derived protein 4-like. The transcript is spliced from 3 exons. The record is from RefSeq and is a predicted model, not a curated record. Lineage: Eukaryota; Metazoa; Arthropoda; Insecta; Coleoptera; Brentidae. The coding region runs from base 1 to 1935 and encodes 644 amino acids.